AUGUCUUUCAAUACCAGAGAAUCAUUAUACAACGAUGAAACCAUCAAUAAGUUUAUGAACCUUAUUGUUAAAAGAGGCGAGGGUAACAUUUAUGCCUUUGAUUCCUUCUUUAUUCCAAGUAUUAAACGGAGAGGCAUAGAUAUUAUCAAUGCCAAGUUCAAGCACGACGUAUUUUCCAAAAAUUUAUUGAUGGCACCAUUAAAUAUCAAUAACAAUCAUUGGAUCAUUGCUAUUGUAGAUGUGAGCCAGAAGGAAAUUAUUGUCUAUGACAGCUUAGACUGUCACAAUGGUAAGGAAGUUAAAAUAUUACAGUACUUUUUAUGUGAACAUAAACAUACCAAGUAUGGGACUUCAUCACCGUGGUUUCUCUUCAGAGGAGAGACCACAAACCAGGAAAAUGAAUAUGAUUGUGGACCAUGGAUUUUAGCAAUAGCGGACAGAUAUUCUAGUGGUCAGCCACCCAUGCCGAAUCAAAAAUUAAUGGCAGGUAUCAGAAAGGAACAUGAAUAG
Daktulosphaira vitifoliae (grape phylloxera) is the source of this 510-nucleotide messenger RNA. RefSeq names its product sentrin-specific protease 2-like. The record is from RefSeq and is a predicted model, not a curated record. Gene Ontology annotation, molecular function: cysteine-type peptidase activity. Gene Ontology annotation, biological process: proteolysis. The coding region runs from base 1 to 510 and encodes 169 amino acids. The transcript has a single exon. NCBI's taxonomy places the organism in Eukaryota, Metazoa, Arthropoda, Insecta, Hemiptera, Phylloxeridae.